Molecule: messenger RNA, 493 nt
Organism: Belonocnema kinseyi
Lineage: Eukaryota; Metazoa; Arthropoda; Insecta; Hymenoptera; Cynipidae
Gene: mRpL53
Exons: 3
Coding region: 55-471 (138 amino acids)
Cellular component (GO): mitochondrial large ribosomal subunit
Source: RefSeq, a predicted model, not a curated record
ACGUACAGUUGAUAUGUAAAUUAUAAAACCACGUUCGCUCAUUCGGCUUAAAAAAUGUCAGUUCCCUUCAGUGGAUGUAAAUCGCGAUCAAAUGGUUUAAUAAGUGCCAUCAUAAAGCAGCUGAAAACUAUAAAUUACAAGCCUGCAAAGAAAAUUACCGUACAAUUCGACCCCUUUCAUGAAAGAGCCACCGAAAUGAGAAAAUUGAUGUUUUAUCUGACUGGGCCGAAAUAUGCGAAUACAAAUCCAGCCUGUCUUUUGAAAACAAAUAUCGUGUGUGAUCGUUCAGAGCCAUUAGUCACAGUCGAUUUAGUAUCUGGAGAGAAAGUGGUUAUGAAAUGCAACAAUCUUACGCUUGUGGAGGUACUGCAACUUUAUAAUAAACAUGUAACUUCCCUUGUACCACGUGAACAAGAAAAAGAUGAAGACCUUAAGUCGAAACUAAAAUCCAAAAAAGGAAAGAAGCGAUAGAACAUAAAACAAGCGCACCAAU